AUGAAGUUUGGAAAGACUCUUCUUUCCCACCAGAUCCCAGAAUGGUCGGUCCACUACAUGAAUUACAAGCACUUGAAGAAGGUCAUCAAGACCAUCGACAAGUUUAUCAACUACAACAGCUACUCGCCGUUGGAGCUUCCCGAGUUGAUUUCCACAGUGCUUUCUCAGUUCUUCUAUGAGUUGGAUAGAGACAUCGAAAAAGUGUCGGAGUUCUACGACGCCAAGUACUACGAGUACUCCAGAAGAACUGCCAGAAUCGUCCAUGUUUUGGGUUACACCAACGGGAAAAUCACCCACCAGGUCGACACCACAGACGAGUUGGACGAGAUUGUGCUGAUCUCCUUGGAACUUAGAGCCAUUUACAGAAACUUGAAGUGGUUUGGCGAGCUUAACCACAAGGGUUUCAUCAAGAUCUUGAAGAAGCUCGAUAAGAAGUUGCUCUACUUGACCAACUUGGCCAACGACCAGUUGCGUGUGGACGCCGAUCUGGACGAGGAGGUGCCUGUGGUCAAUUUGCCCAACAACAACAAAGAGACCUACUUGACCACCAGAGUGGAUGCGUUGCCGUUUGCCAAUGGUCUGGAGCUUCAGGCGGGCUUGGACACCAUCAACGAGAUUUUAAACCAGUUGGGCGACCAGCAGAUUGAGUUGGAGAACAACUUGGAGGCGGAAAAGGUGCUUUCGACUGCCACCAAGAACUUGAAUGUUUUGAAGAUCGGCGGAAACAGACGCUACUCGUUCGACAAGGAGUUCAUGGAGAACUUUUAUGAGCUUAUUUACCAGAACGAAGCCGAUAAGCUUAUUUCGGAGCUUGACGGCUUGGAGUGGGCCCAGAAGUCGGUCAAGUUGUUUCUUUCGCUUUUGAACAAGGCCACUUUGGCCAACUCCGUCGCCUGUACUGACCGUCUUUUCGACUACUUGGUAGAUUUCACGAAGAAAAACGCCUCUGAGGUUGGUGAGAGUAACGCUCUUUUUGACUCCAUCGACAUUUCAGGCCGUAACUUCUUCCACCAGCAUGUGGUGUCUCUUGGUAAGAAGCAGCUUAUCAAGGAGCAGAAGAAAAGUAAUCCUGGUGAGUCCAGUGACAUCAAGCGUUUGUACGGAAACGAGUCUGGCCCCGACGGCUCUCAGCUUUCUCCCGUUUACAUUGAUGGUUUGAGAAACAUCUUGAAGAAGGUGGACCAGCUUCCUGAAUACCAGAGCUUGCUUGUGGCCAAAGAUACGUACUUGAGAACUCCCGUCCACUAUGCUGCUCAGUACGGUGCCAAGGAUGUCACCAGCUUGCUUUUGGAGUACAUGAUCAAAUGGAACUUGUUGGACCAGAACGUUCCAAUUGACCUGGUGGAUGACUUUGGUGACCAGGAGGGAUUGACGCCAUUGCACCUUGCCAUUAUCGGUAAGCACCCCAUGACAACCGUGAACCUUCUAGCUGUCAACAAGGAACCAUUGUCGUGCCCCAACUUGUUGCUUUUGGCUACCAGACUUAACUGUGAGGAUAUCGUGAAGGACUUGAUUGAAUCGGGCUUCAUUGAUGUGAACUACACAGAUGCCGAGAACAACGAGGAGACAGCUCUUUAUGUUGCUUCCAAGCUCAACCACUUGAGCACCGUCAAAUUCUUGUUGAAAAUGGGAGCUGACACUGAGUUGGGUGAGUGUGUUUUCGGCUGGACUCCUAUCUUCAUUGCUGCAGCAGAGGGUUACCAAGAAGUGGUUCAGAUUUUGAUCGACUACGCCGCUAGAUUUGAUCUUGUGGAUGAUUCUGGUUGGUUGCCUAUGGAACACGCUUCUUUGCGUGGUCAUCUUGUUGUGGCUGACUUGUUGAAGCCUUUGGACGACAACUUGCUCUUGUACAACAUCGACGAUCCUUCGAAGAACACCCCAAGAACUCAUAACCCAUCGUCCAAGAAUGCUUCCAACACCACUUCGCCCUUUUUGCACCCAACCAGCGAGGAGAUGCUCUUGUCUACUUCCUCGAUCGAGAAGCUUCCAGAGCUGAACAGAAACGCUGUUAGUGAGGUCUACCGCCAGUUCAAGCAGCUUGACAGCAGUUCCAACAUCUCAAGCAGCAACAACCUGAACAACUCCAAUGGCAGAGAUAGAUCGCGUGCAAGAAGCAAUUCUAGAUCCAGAUCACCAGUGAACCGCCGUAAAAUGAAGCCAAUCAAAUCCUUUGGUCACAGAUACUUGGCCAAGGGCGAGCUGUUGGUGCUUAUUACGUUGGGAACUACCGAUUUGCGUGACCAGCUGAAGCCCAUUGAUUUGAACAAGAUCUCCAUGUCUCAGAGCUUCUUCACAGAACUUGACACUGCUCUUUCGCUUGUGGUCACUUGUCGCCACAAGGAGACCAAGGAUAUCAUUGAAGCUCCUGUCAUUGUUGAUUUGCCUUUGGAAGAUCAGCAUGGAAGUGCCACUGACCCUAUCACCUUCAAGCUUGAUGCUGGUGUCAGCGCUGAUGAUAUGGUGGUCAAUUUUGAUAUUGUGCCCACUUACCAGUAUCCUACCAGUAACCUUCAAAACACACACAAGGGUGCAAUGAAGGGCAAAAUUUUAGGAAGAGGUGUUGCUUUGUUGAAGAGUGCCUACACUGAGGUCGGUACAGACUUGCGUUCUCUUCACAACUCCAUCACUAUUCCAAUCUUAGAGUUAGACUCUCUUGACAUGUUGGGAACCCUCAAGUGUGAGUACAUGUGUGCCAAGUCCUUUGAUCACCACCAGAUCUCCAUCACUCGUUCUGAUACGUACUGGAAACAAUUGGUCUCCACUCGUGUCAUUGGUCACAGAGGUUUGGGUAAGAACAUGAACAAGAGAGAUUCGUUACAGUUGGGUGAAAACACCGUCGAGUCGUUUAUCGCUGCUGCUUCGUUGGGAGCAUCAUACGUCGAGUUCGAUGUCCAACUCACAAAGGAUCACGUUCCUGUCAUUUACCACGAUUUCUUGGUGGCCGAGUCUGGUGUUGAUAUUCCGAUGCAUGCGUUGACAGAGGAGCAGUUUUUGGGUCUUAGUGAGCACGAAGCUUCCACCAGAGAAAACAAGUCUAUUUUGAGCUACGAUAAGAUCAACAACAACUUGAACAUCACAAAGAAUUUCGCUCUUGAUGACGAGUUGUUGGGCAAGUACAAUAGACCCCGUUCGAUGUCGUCUUACCCAUCGGCCCCCAACUUUGCUUCUGCAGCUGAGGAGGAUGAAUUGGACAGAGAGUUCAAGAACCAGAUCUCCAAUAGAAUGAAGCUCACGAAGACAUGGAAGGAGAAGGGUUUCAAGGGUAACGCCAGAGGAUUGUCGAUUGCGUCGAACUUCGUCACGCUCAAGAAGCUUUUCCAGAAGUUGCCCAAGAACGUGGGCUUCAACAUCGAGCUCAAGUACCCCAUGUUGGAUGAAGCGCAGCUCGAAAGUAUGGGCGAAAUUGCUUACGACAUGAACUUCUACGUGGACACGAUUUUGAAGACCGUUUACGAGAUGAACACCAGUGGCAGAGACAUUUUGUUUUCUUCGUUCCAUCCCGACAUUUGUCUUUUGCUUUCGUUGAAGCAGCCCACCAUGCCGAUUUUGUACCUUACGGAAGCUGGAACCGAGCCCAUGGCUGAUAUCAGAGCGUCGUCUUUACAAAAUGCCAUCAGAUUCGCCAAGAAAUGGAAUCUUUUGGGUAUCGUCAGUAACGCUAAGACGCUCGUGAAAACGCCCAGACUUGCCCAGGUCGUCAAGAGUUCUGGUCUUGUGUGUGUGACUUAUGGUGUGGAGAACAACGAUCCUGAAGCCUGUAAGAUCCAGAUGAAGGCCGGAGUUGACGCCGUCAUUGCCGACUCUGUUUUGGCCGUGAGAGAGGGUCUCCGUAAGGAAGAAGAAACGGUCUACUAA
Messenger RNA from Candidozyma pseudohaemuli, 3855 nucleotides. RefSeq names its product glycerophosphocholine phosphodiesterase (gene GDE1). Gene Ontology annotation, biological process: glycerophospholipid catabolic process. Gene Ontology annotation, molecular function: protein binding; glycerophosphocholine phosphodiesterase activity. Bases 1 to 3855 code for a protein of 1284 amino acids. The record is from RefSeq and is a predicted model, not a curated record. Lineage: Eukaryota; Fungi; Ascomycota; Pichiomycetes; Serinales; Metschnikowiaceae. The transcript has a single exon.